AUGCUGACUGAACAGCAGCCCAAAGACUGCGUCGAUCGUCGCGACGGUGCACAACCAGAUUAUGACCCAGGCAGCACCGCCGAUGAUCACGGCGAACACGACACAGCGACCCUUUCGGAAGCGACGCACGCCGAGGCUUGCGACAACGAGCGGAAUCUCAAAGAUGACGCCGUAGCUGCAGGCGAUGUAGAGGCGGGGCCUGCUAUGCCAGCAGCCGCUUCAAGCGCAGUGGGCGGCAAUGAAGCCGAAAAGUAUGUUCCCACCGAGCAGACGAAUUAUGUCCCGCGAAGGCAAAUCAUCAUCAUCUUCUUUGUGCUGGCUGCAUCGACCAUGUGCAGCCUUUUGGACCAAUCCACCCUGGCGGUCGCCAUUCCUAUCAUUUCCUCCGAGCUCGGCAGCGGCACUCAGAGGGCAUGGAUUUCGAGCGCUUACUUUCUAACCAGCACUUCAUUUCAGCUGCUCUACGGACGGAUAUCCGACAUUUGCGGUCGAAAGAAUUGUCUGUUGGGAUGCGUUGUCAUCUUUUUCUUCGGAAGCCUCGCCAGCUCGCUCGCGCGGACGACCACCCAGCUCGCGAUUUUCAGGGCCUUUACCGGCAUCGGUGGCGGUGGCCUCAUCACCCUGAGUCAGGUCGUCAUUUCGGACGUGGUUUCCCUGCGCCAAAGAGGAACUUAUCAGGGUAUUCUCGGUGCCGUCGUAGCCGUAUUCAACGGAGUAGGACCCAUCAUUGGGGGUGCGUUCGCGAGCAAGGCUAGCUGGAGAGACAUCUUUCGACUUCAACUUCCGCUAUCUGCCUUCAGCUUCGCCAUGGUUUUUUUCUUUCUGCCAACUAAAAAGGUGCACGGGAGCGCCAAAGCCAAAUUCAAAGCUAUCGAUUGGGUCGGUGCAAUCCUGACCCUGGCUUCCUCGCUUCUUAUCGUCCUCGGUCUCACGUGGAGAGGCGGUGAACAUCCUUGGUCUUCCUCCUGGGUUCUCGGCCCUCUCAUCGUCGGCGGGAGCGUUGCCGUAGUGUUCUGCUUAUGGGAAUGGAAGGGCACACGCUUGCCGCUCAUGCCUCUCCAGCUCUUUCGCAAGCGUAUCAUCGUCGGUGGCAUGAUCUGCCAGCUCAUCAAUGGAUGGGUCUUUCUCGUGCAGAUCUUCUACAUCACUCAAUUCUACCAACUGGUGUUUGGUUAUCCAGCUAUCAUCGCAGCUGCGCUAAUCAUUCCGCUCACCGUGGUACAGACCCUCUCGUCUACCGCAAGUGGCUUGAUCCUCAGCUGGACCGGCACGUAUCGUUGGAACCUCCUCGUGGGCUGGAUCGUCUGGAGCGUCGCCAUGGGCCUCUUCAGCACUUUGAGAGAAGGAGAUGGCAAGGGCAAACAGAUCGGUUAUGGCUUGCUCGCUGGUGUCGGCGUCGGCAACACGCUCAGCAUCUCGCUGGUGGCAAUGCAAGGCGCUGUGGAGCGCAAAGACCAAGCUGUCACCACUGCAGCACGCAACUUCUUUCGAAACCUCGGUGGUAGUCUAGGACUUGCGGUUGCUGCUACAAUCAUCAACAACGUGACCGUCAGCGCACUACAGCCGUUGGGAUGGUCGACUGAGCGCAUCAAGCAAGUGUUGAACGACCCUUCUGCUUUGCUGCAAAGUUCUCUAGGAGGCUCUGACAGCAAUGCCGCUCCUCUUAGCGCGGAAGAGCUCAGUCAGCUACGAGAAGCCUACCGACAAGGCUUUUCCAACAAUUUUUACCUCUUGGCCGCUCUCACGGCUGCUGCAUUCUUUGUCACGCUUUUCCUGAUCCCGCAGCGGUCUGUCGAUCGCAGCGAUGACCAAGCGCUGCGAGAUCAAGCGAAGAAAGAGCUCGAUGAGAAAAAGCAAACCAGAAAUGCGAAGAAUUUCUCUGGUGAGACCUCGCCAGUCCAGAGCGCUUCGGAUGCUCAAGGAAGCUCGCAUCCUCGAGCUGCGGAGGCCACCGAGUCGCAGGCAUCUACAUCGACUCCAGCUGCUGUGCUAGACGCUGGGACGCGCUAG
Molecule: messenger RNA, 2010 nt
Organism: Ceraceosorus bombacis
Lineage: Eukaryota; Fungi; Basidiomycota; Exobasidiomycetes; Ceraceosorales; Ceraceosoraceae
Source: the annotation of a GenBank genome assembly